AUGACUCUCAAAGGCUUGGUCUCACUUGUCAUCAAUUUAAUUGGCCUACCUGAGGGACAAAGGAACAAUGAUGACCCUUUACCUUCUUACAUGAUUCUCACACAAAGGAACAAGCAGCAGUCAUCUGAAUCUGCAGCAGCAUCCAAUUUCAGUGAGGAUUGCUGGUGUUGUGUGUGCUUGUCAAGGUUGAAGGCCAGAGAUGAAAUCCGUGUCCUUCCUUGCUCUCACAAAUUCCACAAGAUUUGUGUAAAUAGAUGGCUUAAGGGUCACCACAAAACAUGUCCACUCUGCCGUUUCUCAUUGGGAGCCGAGGAGAAGUCUCAUCGUGCUGAAAUGUUCACUGAAGAGAUGCUGAUAUGGUUUUCUUCUUUCCAUAUAGCUGAAAACAAACUUAAACAAAUUGGCUUUGUUGUCUGA
Messenger RNA from Sphenostylis stenocarpa, 417 nucleotides. The record is from the annotation of a GenBank genome assembly. NCBI's taxonomy places the organism in Eukaryota, Viridiplantae, Streptophyta, Magnoliopsida, Fabales, Fabaceae.